UGCAAAGUGAAUAAAAUUCUUAAAGAACAGCUGUUCAUAGAAUUAUUUUUGAGUAAACAAAAGCAUUAAAAUUAUUUUUUUCCAUCCAAAUGUGAAAUUAAAAGGCUUAAAAAUGCGAAUCUACUCAAAAUUAGUGUUGUUUGUAUUCUUAGUGCUAUUUAUUUAUUUUUUAUUUUAUUUCAACGACAAUUUAAUUACCAAAAGUGAAACUGAACAAAAACUUCAACAAAAAUCGCAAGACAUGUUCAUAAAUGUUGCAGUUGUUGUCUGCGGCACCGAACGAGUCGAUGAAUCUCUAGUCAUGAUGAAAUCAGCUCUCCUAUUUAGCACCAAAAAUACGUCAAUUAAUUUCGUUAUUGUCACGGAACCAAAACUUAAAGAACUUUUUGAAGCAAAAAUUGAAAAUUUAAAAGAUUUUGCAAAGUUUUCAUUUGAAAUUUUUGAUCUGAAAUUUCCGGACGAUGACAAAGAGACGUGGUUGAAGCUAUUCAAGCCCUGCGCGUCACAACGACUGUUUCUGCCUUCUCUACUACCUCAUCUUGACUCAUUAAUUUAUGUUGACUGUGACGUCAUUUUUCUCUCAUCACCCGACCUCGCCUAUCUACAUUUUAAGUCAUUUGAACACUCACAAAUCUCAGCGAUGGCUUCAGAAAGUGAAAACUUUAAUACCGGAUGGUACACGAGAUUUGCUCGACAUCCAUUUUACCAACCUUUUGGAGUCAAUUCGGGUGUGAUGCUAAUGAAUCUUACAAGAAUGAGAAAUGUCAAUUUUGAGGGGAAAAUUCAACCAAUUUACCAAAAAUAUAAGAAUAAGCUUGCAUGGGGUGAUCAAGACAUCCUCAACAUUUAUUUUAAUGAACAUCCACAUGAGAUGCAUCUGAUGAAAUGCGAAUAUAACUACAGACCUGAUCACUGUAUGUAUACAUCACAAUGUGAUGUUUCUAGUGGUGUUAAGAUUAUGCAUGGGAAUCGCGGAUACUUUCAUAAAGAAGGGAAGCAGAGGAUUUUUAGGGAAUUUUACAAGGCUAUUGAGGAGUAUAAACCACCAGACAACCCAUGCAGUCACAUUGUAAAAGCAAUCGAAGAGCAAGUAAUAGUUUCUGACACAUCGAAUUGUAACGAAUUAAUCGACGAAUUUUUAUAUAAUCCAAAGAAUCUAUUUUGUAAAAAUGAAAUUGAAAACCAAAAUGAAAUUUUUUUACGAGAGGCUGAGUGAGAAACUCUAUUUUAUGUGACAAAUUACCGAAAUUUUUUAACUUUGUGAAGGCUUUUUUUAGUUUUUUAGUAGCAACGAAUAGUAUUUUGAUGAUUUAGGUUAAGUUUUGAUCAUUUUCGUUUAGUUAAGUUAUUUAUAAGGAUUUUAUUGGUUUUGAAUUCGGAAACUGAUGGCUUAAGUUGAUACAAAGAAGAGAUAAUUGAUGGAUAGGAAAGUAUUCUGCGCUUAAAAUAUUUUAAAGAAGAGCUUAAAGUCGACAUUUUAUAUGAUUUUGAGUCUACUUGACUUGAUAUUUCCAUUGAUGAGUCGACGUCAAGCUCUGCAUGCAAGCCAAAGGUAUAAAUACGUAAAAGUCGUGAAAGAAAUUUAAGGGUUGGACAGCUGAUGCUGAAACCUAAUAAUUGAAAGAAGCUCAACACUGAAGAACCAUUUACCAAAAAAAAAAAAAUUAAAUAACCUCAAAAAUAAAUUUUACAAGUUGAAAAAAAUUAUAAUUUAACAAUUCAAGACAAAGUUUUUAAGACAAUAAAGAAACAAUUUUUGGAUAAUUUUUUUAUUCCAAUACAUACAAUUGUUUUAAGUUCGCGUUAGUUCAUUUUUAAAUAUCUUACAAUGUUUAAGGGACCAUAACCUACUUCUAAUAGUCAAUAAAUCAUUUAAAUUAGAGGAAUCAGAAGAAACUGGUAAACAUGAUAGAGGGUCGUUCACAUAUGACGUCUGAAAUUAAUGGUCACUUUUCAAAAAAAGAUCAAUGAAUUUUUAGGUAUUUCUAUUGUUUUUUUGCAGACCCCCUUCUCUGGACGUUAUUAGUGAACGUCCCCUAAGGUAAGCAGUAAUAUGUCGUUAAAGGGGGUUUAUGGAUCCAAUGAGUAAAUGUUGAAAUCCAAACAUACCUAAUCCUAAAUACUUUUCUGUGUCCUACAAGAAUCUUGCAAUUGAUAUAAUUCUUAGCGCAGAUCUAGCUCUCUUUGUCAAUUAGAGUUGAUAUCAUGGUUUUAAGUUGACGACCUUCAAAAACAUAAAUUUCCAUAAACUUGAUCAUAAUUUUUAGGACUUCCAGCUAUAAAUAAUGGUAAAUCGAGAUGAAAUCGAAAUUAGCAGAGCUUUUUUAACAUGAAAUUUCUCGUCUUUCUUUGGUUGGAGCUGGAAUUGAAGGUGCUAAAUAGAUUUUUAGAGCCUAAUCCGAAACGAA
Molecule: messenger RNA, 2408 nt
Organism: Chironomus riparius
Lineage: Eukaryota; Metazoa; Arthropoda; Insecta; Diptera; Chironomidae
Source: the annotation of a GenBank genome assembly